Messenger RNA from Dimorphilus gyrociliatus, 791 nucleotides. The record is from the annotation of a GenBank genome assembly. Lineage: Eukaryota; Metazoa; Annelida; Polychaeta; Dinophilidae.
GUUUCAUAAUUAAGGUCACUAUUAGGGAAUCGUAAAAUAUAAUAACGUGUCUGAAACUACGAAAUAUAAAUACGAUAAAAGCAAUAUCUGUCUAUAGAUUCCCCGUUGAGUCGUUUGCAGAGGCAGUAAAAUCUAUAAAAAUGGCUGCUGGACCGUAUAAUUACUCUUACAUAUUUAAAUAUAUAAUAAUUGGAGAUAUGGGAGUUGGAAAAUCAUGUCUUCUCCAUCAAUUUACCGAAAAGAAAUUCAUGGCCGAUUGUCCACAUACAAUUGGUGUGGAAUUUGGUACGAGGAUAAUUGAAGUAGCUGGACAAAAGAUUAAGCUGCAAAUUUGGGACACUGCAGGCCAAGAAAGAUUUCGUGCAGUUACAAGGAGUUAUUACAGAGGAGCAGCCGGAGCAUUGAUGGUUUAUGAUAUUACAAGGAGAACAACAUAUAACCAUUUAUCUAGUUGGCUUACUGACGCCAGGAACCUAACGAAUCCAAACACAGUCAUUUUCUUGAUUGGAAAUAAAUCUGAUUUAGACGCUCAGCGCGAUGUAACAUAUGACGAAGCAAAACAGUUUGCUGAAGAAAACGGUCUUAUGUUUUUAGAAUGCAGCGCUAAAACUGGAGAAAACGUUGAAGAUGCAUUUUUGGAUACAGCGAAGAAGAUUUAUAAAAAUAUUCAAGAUGGAAGCUUGGACUUGAAUGCAGCAGAAAGUGGUGUGCAACAUAAACCCUCGAACGGACCACGUGGAGCCAAUCUUGGUGGUGAAAGUUCUGGCAAUAAGGAUCCGUGUUCGUGUUAG